This is a messenger RNA of Phycodurus eques (leafy seadragon), 2022 nucleotides long. It is a transcript of the gene ckmt2a, whose product is annotated as creatine kinase, mitochondrial 2a (sarcomeric). Gene Ontology annotation, molecular function: creatine kinase activity. Gene Ontology annotation, biological process: phosphocreatine biosynthetic process. NCBI's taxonomy places the organism in Eukaryota, Metazoa, Chordata, Actinopteri, Syngnathiformes, Syngnathidae. The record is from RefSeq and is a predicted model, not a curated record. The coding region runs from base 636 to 1958 and encodes 440 amino acids. The transcript has 9 exons. Gene Ontology annotation, cellular component: mitochondrion.
CUUUUUGCUACCCCAAAUCCUUCGUCCUGGAAAGUCGCUCUCUGGGUUCUGCCGUGGUGGGUCCGGUGGAUUUGUGGCCCACGGCCAGUCUUUCUUGGCGCCGUGGCGGCACAACGCUCCUGUGAUCGUCUAAAAAUAUGACGUAUAAAUAUAGACGUGGAGAUGACGGUAGCGUUUUAGCGCUGCAUAAGGGAAACGACCUUCUGCACAGUAAUGUCCGUACUGUCCAGGUGGCUAAGCUAACUAGCGGGAAGCUGCGAUAAGAUGCUAACGGCGUGUGCCACAGCUUCCGCUAAGCUUGUUAGAGGACAGACGCAAAUCUGGUUUGGACGAUCCAGGUGCUAACGUCCCACCGGGUGGCCCUCUGACGACCUUCUCGUCAAAUUUCCAGAGGAAAAAUUCAACGACAAAAAAAUCCUGCCACCAAAGCCAAUUUGACUAACGAGAUAUUUCCAUUAUGAGUAGACCCACAAAAACAAAUUCAGCCCCCGGAAACAGUUUGCGCGAGCACCGUGAAAUUUGGGAGACGUGUCCAUCGUGAGCAGGCCUACAGGAAAAAAAAAAUGUCUCCAAGAAGGAUCCAGAAGAAGCCGUGCCUGAAACUCCUUCACUUGUGACUCAAAGUUGAGGCAAAGAUGGCUAACUCCUUCACGCGCCUGAUGUCGGGCCGCAACACCGCCGCCCUACUGGCCACCCUGGGGGCGGGCACCGUGGCGACCGGCUUCCUGUUGAGCGACAGCGGCUCUCUGGCGGCGGAGGCGAGGAAGAAGCUCUAUCCGGCCAGCUCUGACUUCCCCGACCUGCGCAAACACAACAACUGCAUGGCGACGGCGCUGACGCCCGCCAUUUACUCCAAACUGCGGGACGAGGUCACCCCCAACAACUGGACCUUGGACCAGUGCAUCCAGACGGGCGUGGACAACCCCGGGCACCCGUUCAUCAAGACCGUGGGCUGCGUGGCUGGCGACGAGGAGAGCUAUCAGGUGUUUGCGGAUCUCUUUGACCCGGUCAUAAAAGACCGCCACAACGGCUAUGACCCCAGAACCAUGAUCCACCCCACGGACCUGGACGCCUCUAAGGUACUCGCACCCCGCCGAGCUGCCGACUUGUGCACGAAACGAUGCUCCGGUCUCGUCUUUCCUAACCAGCUGACGAACGGCACGUUUGACGACAACUACGUGCUGUCGUCUCGCGUGCGCACGGGCCGCAGCAUCCGCGGCCUCAGCCUCCCGCCCGCCUGCAGCCGGGCGGAGCGCCGCGAGGUAGAGCGCGUGGCCGUCGCGGCGCUGGCCGGCCUCAAGGGGGACCUGGCGGGGCGCUACUACAGCCUGGGAGAGAUGACCGACAGCGAGCAGCAGCAGCUGAUCGACGACCACUUCCUGUUCGACAAGCCCGUGUCUCCUUUACUCACCUCGGCCUUCAUGGCCCGAGACUGGCCUGACGCCAGGGGCAUCUGGCACAACAACGAGAAGACCUUCCUGAUCUGGAUCAACGAGGAGGACCACACCAGAGUCAUCUCCAUGGAGAAGGGGGGCAACAUGAAGAGGGUCUUUGAGAGAUUCUGCAGAGGACUCAAGCAGGUAGAACAUCUGAUCCAAGAGAGGGGCUGGGAGUUCAUGUGGAACCAACAUCUGGGCUACAUCCUCACGUGCCCCUCCAACCUGGGCACCGGCCUCAGGGCGGGCGUGCAUGUGCGCCUUCCCAAACUCAGCAAGGAUCCUCGCUUCGCCAAGAUCCUGGACAACUUGCGUCUGCAGAAGAGGGGCACGGGCGGCGUGGACACGGCGGCCACGGGCGACACUUUCGACAUCUCCAACAACGACCGCCUGGGCAAGUCGGAGGUGGAGCUGGUGCAGCUGGUGGUGGACGGCGUCAACUUCCUGAUCGAAUGCGAGAAGAGGCUGGAGAAGGGCCAGGACAUCAAGGUCCCGCCUCCCAUCGCCAUGUUUCGCAAAUAAACGAUUGAUGCUCCUACCUCAUGCUCUACUCACAGAUCAGUAAAAGCACGACAAUAUGCUUUCA